AUGUCGUCCCUUCCCCCUGUGUACAUCAUCUCGGCCGCCCGCACGCCAACGGGCAUGUUUUUGGGCUCCCUGUCGAGUCUGAGUGCCGUCCAGCUGGGCUCCCACGCCAUCAAGGCUGCUGUUGAGCGCUCAGGCAUCAAGCCCGAAGAGGUCCAAGAGGUCUUCGUGGGCAAUGUCCUCUCCGCAAAUCUCGGCCAGAACCCCGCCCGUCAGUGUGCCAUCGGUGCCGGCCUGCCCGAGUCGACCAUCGCUACAACCGUCAACAAGGUCUGCGCCUCGUCGAUCAAGGCCCUGAUUUGCGGUGCGCAGACCAUCAUCACCGGCAAUGCCGAUGUCGUCGUGGCUGCCGGCACCGAGAGCAUGUCCAACACGCCCCACUACCUGCCCAACAUGAGGAACGGCGCCAAGUUUGGUGACCAGUCGCUCGUUGACGGUGUGCUCAAGGAUGGGCUCACUGACGCCUACAAGAAGGAGCACAUGGGCCUGCAGGGCGAGGAGUGCGCCAACGACUAUGGCUUCACCCGUGAGGACCAGGACGAGUACUGCAUCCGCUCCUACAAGAAGGCCAUUGCUGCCGACGAGGCGGGCUUGUUCAAGACUGAGAUUGCCCCCAUCGAGGUGCCUGUAGGACGCGGAAAGCCUCCUGUUGUUGUCGACCGCGAUGACGAGCCCAAGAACUUCAACGAGUCCAAGACACGCACCCUGCGCUCUUCGUUCAAGAAGGACGGCACCGUCACCGCCGCAAAUGCCUCCCCACUCUCCGACGGCGCUGCUGCCCUCGUCCUCGCCUCCGAAGCCUACGUCAAGGCCCACAACCUCAAGCCCAUUGGCAAGAUCCUCGGUUGGGGUGACGCAGCGCAGAACCCCUCCAAGUUCACCACCGCCCCCGCUCUUGCCAUGCCCAAGGCUCUGAAGCACGCCAACGUCGAGCUGUCCGCCGUCGACGCGUUCGAGAUCAACGAGGCCUUUAGCGUCGUCGCCCUCUCCAACAUGAAGAUUCUGGGCAUCAGCGAGGACAAAGUAAACCUCCACGGUGGUGCGGUUGCGCUCGGUCACGCCCUGGGUGCUUCGGGCGCCAGGAUCACAACCACGCUCCUGAGUGUGUUGAGGGAGAAGAAGGGCAAGAUUGGAUGCGCUGGUAUCUGCAAUGGUGGUGGCGGUGCUUCCGCCAUUGUCAUUGAGUCGUUGCAGUAG
Messenger RNA from Dothidotthia symphoricarpi CBS 119687, 1194 nucleotides. Its product is annotated as thiolase. Lineage: Eukaryota; Fungi; Ascomycota; Dothideomycetes; Pleosporales; Dothidotthiaceae. Gene Ontology annotation, molecular function: acetyl-CoA C-acetyltransferase activity. Bases 1 to 1194 code for a protein of 397 amino acids. Gene Ontology annotation, biological process: ergosterol biosynthetic process; fatty acid beta-oxidation. The transcript is spliced from 5 exons. The record is from RefSeq and is a predicted model, not a curated record.